This is a messenger RNA of Lottia gigantea (owl limpet), 5247 nucleotides long. RefSeq lists its product as hypothetical. The transcript is spliced from 36 exons. The record is from RefSeq and is a predicted model, not a curated record. Gene Ontology annotation, cellular component: extracellular region. Gene Ontology annotation, molecular function: endopeptidase inhibitor activity. Bases 1 to 5109 code for a protein of 1702 amino acids. Lineage: Eukaryota; Metazoa; Mollusca; Gastropoda; Lottiidae.
AUGUUUGAUGGGGUAUUUGUGCGGGAAGAGAAACUCCAAAUAAACGUCUUGAAUUUUUGUUUUUCAGUGGCCCGACUAAAAUGUAUACAAUUUACUGUACCAUCUGACGAGCCUCUUGGUAUACACACCUUAAAUGUUGUUGGUGAUAAUCAAGGAUCUGUUGUAUUUGAUCGAGACCUCUCUUUCAAUGUUGUUGACUCCUCGUCCACAUUCGUCCAAACUGAUAAACCUGCAUAUAAACCAGGUCAAACAGUCCAAUUCCGUCUUCUAACAGUUGAUGUAGAUCUCAAUCCAAGCACCUCCAUUUUUUCUAAGAUUUAUAUUAAAGAUCCAGAUAAUGUUAUAAUGAAACAAUGGUUGAAUGAGUCAUCACCUUCAGGUCUCAUCAGUUUGGAGUUCGGUAUAUCCAAAGAACCAGUUUUGGGAAUGUGGUCAAUUGAGUCAGAGUUAGAAGGCCAAAUCAAGAAAACUCCAUUUGAAAUCAAAGAAUAUGUUUUACCAAAAUUCGAAGUUACACUUUCUGUUCCAAACUACAUCACAAUAGAAUCAGAAACAAUUAAUGGCGAGGUCUGUGCCAUAUAUACUUAUGGACAACCCGUUAAAGGAAGAUUAAAAGUCUCAAUUUGUCUAAAGGGAAGCGAAGACAGUCGGUUUAGCCAACCUAGACCAUGUUUAUACUUCCAGGGGGAGAUUGAAGGAUGUCACAAGUUUUCUCUGAAUACAAGUCAUUUAGAAUUGAAGAAUGAGAAAUUUACAAUACAAAAUCAAGUUUUAAAUACAACAGCUUCAGUUUUAGACAAUGCAACAGGUAUUUUAAUACACGAAACAUCCAGUAAAACAUCACUGAGCAUGAUGGAUCUCUUUUUGGACAUGAAGACAUACAGUGAACCGUUCUAUAAACCAGGACUUCCUUAUUUGGUCAAGGUACGAGCAACCAAUCUAAAAGGACUACCAGUAAGUGGUGCCAAAUUGGGUCUCAGAGCUGAGGAAUUAUCUCUUACCAGAGAGAUAGUGACCAAUGAACAAGGAUAUGGAAUGUAUCUAUUUCCAGCAAUGACGUCCAAUCAGACAAUCAUUGUUUUUAAGAUUGUGAGUCUGGAUGCAAAAUAUCGAGAAGAAAUCAACGAGGAACACACCUUAUCUAUGCCCGGUGCAUCUAUAGUAGUAGAACCAUGGUAUUCUCCAACUAGAAGCUUCCUCAAAAUAACUCCAAUGACUGAUAAGGCUGCAUGUCUCUCCACCAUUUCACUAGAAGUAUCUGUUACUCAAGCCCCAGAAAAACAAUUCCGUUUGUACCUUAUGAUGGUAUCCCGAGGUAAAAUCGUAAUGACAAGAGAAAAGUCAGUAGCUAAACGUGAUCGAGUUGAAGAUGGCUGCCAGGAUGGUUUUCAACUUCACGACUGUAUAUAUAGAAAACAGGCUGUAGCUAGACGGUUUGGUGAUGUUCGUGUAGAGAUGUUCCUGAUAGAUGUCAACAUAACAGAAGCAAUGUGGCCUGGGUUACAGGUUAUACUGUAUUAUGUUAAAGAUUUUGGUGAAGUGGUGUCCGAUUACGUUGAUAUUAAGAUUUCACCAUGUGAAAGAAAUCUGGUAGAGAUGGAAUUUGGUACAGAAGAAGAAUAUCCUGGUUAUGAAACGUCUUUGACUUUACAAGCUGCACCAGGCUCUAUUUGUGGUCUAGCUGUUAUUGAUAAAAGUAUAACAUUAUUGGGGAAUACUAAUGAUAUUACCCAAUCACAGCUGCUAAAAUCAUCUGAGAUAUUCAAUGUGGACCUACACGAUCCACCAGAUCCGGUUUAUUCACACGAUAAAGUACAUUGUAAAAAAUGGUUGGAAACCCAUGAACCACCUCGGCGCCUAAUAACAUCUUGGAAUGAUAAAACUGAUCCCAACAUAAUCAAACGUGAUAACAUUGAGAAGGUGUCGAUUAUAGCUUCUGGAUUUUAUCCCGAUGAUGAAGAUAGUUUCUACUACAGAGUUGAACAUGCUGACUCCAUCCUUGCUUUUAAGGCAGCAGGAUUGGUAGUGGUAACAGAUUUGGAACUAGAAACAAGACCAUGUGAAGAAGUAUGGAAGAAACCAUAUCUACAGAACGAUGAGUUUUCGGGAGCUGAUGAAGAAUAUGAAAUUCCAAAACUAUCAACUACUAAAAAAGAAAAGAAAAAACAGAUAGCUGUACGUGACUAUUUUCCGGAAACGUGGUUAUGGGAUAUUGAGAUCGUGGGUGAGAGCGGAGAACUGGUAUUAAAGAAAAAACUACCACACACGAUCACCAAAUGGAUUGGUUCAGCAAUAUGCUCAAGUAAAGACAAUGGUAUUGGAAUUUCCAAUGAAGCAACUAUAACCACUUUUCAACCAUUCUUUACAUCUUUCAAUCUACCGUAUUCCGCUAUCCGUGGGGAGUUUAUACCAAUUAAAGUGACAACUUUCAACUAUUUAUCAGAAUGCGUCCAGAUUAGACUGGAACUGAAAGAAUCAGAGUUUAUAGAUAUAGACCCUGAUGUCGGUGCCGUUACCUGGUUGUGUAUCUGCUCUAGCGAAGCAAAGUCCCAUGACUUCAUUGUAGUUGCUAAGAAAAUCGGUUCAAUCAAUUUAACAAUUGUCGCUGAAGCUGUAAAUGGGGAUGAGAAAUGUUCCGGUAUUGAAAUUAGUGAAGAUGCUGUAGGUGUACAAGAUACUGUCAUCAGAACUCUGCUUGUAGAGCCAGAGGGAACAGAAAAGGAGUAUACUUACAGCAGCCUGGUUUGUCCGGAAGAAUCUCCAAAUGGCCAAUACAGAUCUCUUGUGGAUAUGCCAAUACCUAAAGAUCACGUACGUGACUCGGCAAGGGGUUUUGUAUCAUUAAUAGGUGAUUUGAUGGGCCCCAGUUUAAAUAGUGCUACAGAUCUGUUGAAAAAACCAUAUGGUUGUGGGGAGCAGAAUAUGAUCAAUUUUGCUCCCAAUGUCUUCAUUAUGACAUACACUAAAGCAUCUGGACAAAUGGAUUCUUUAGAUAAAAGAGCUAUGGAGAGGUUCAUCGUUGACGGGUAUCAAAGAGAAUUAAGAUAUAGGCAUGGAGAUGGAUCGUACAGUGCUUUUGGUGAGAGUGACGACAGUGGAAGUACGUGGCUAACAGCAUUUGUAGCUAAAUGUUUCCACAAAGCAGCAGAUUUUGUGUAUAUCGACAAAGCUAUUACCGAUUCUGCUUUUAGAUGGCUCCGUAAUCACAGAGUAAUUGAUGGCUGUAUCACCUCACGGGGAAGAGUGCUACACACUGAAAUGAAGGGAGGGAUAGCAGGAAGUGAUGGUCUGCUUAGCGCCUAUGUCUAUACCGCCAUGUUGGAGUCGAGUGUGCUACCUACGGACGGUUUCAUCUUAAGAGGAGCAACGUGUUUUAAGAAUCGCCCACCCAACAGCUCAUAUGCCUUGGCUAUGUACACCUACUUUGCUGCUCUUUACAAACCUGGUUUUACUUGGCACAAAGAGCUCGUUAAGAAACUAGAAGCAGCUGCAAUAAAACGAGAUAAUAUGAUGUACUGGACAAAGGAUUCGGUCACUGAUGAAAAUAACCUUAAAACGACGAUACCUUACAGAAGACCAAACGCUCAAGACAUCGAGACUACUGCGUAUGCUCUUCUCGCUUAUCAAGCAGACCCAGUACCAAAGUACACGAAAAUGAUUAAAAUCGUUCGUUGGUUGACUGAGCAACAAAAUUCUAAUGGUGGAUUUAUUUCUACACAGGACACGAUAGUAGCGCUUCAAGCAUUAUCAGGGUAUGCUGCAUUGAUGUUUAAAGGGUCACCAUCACAGAACGUGUUCAUCGAUACCUUCGAUUAUGCCAAAACCUUUGACAUAAACCAAACAAAUGCUUUAGUUCAGCUCACUACUCCAAUUAUUGCCUUUCCAACGUCCAUAACAGUGAUGGCAAAAGGAAAAGGUUGCAGUGUAUUGCAGGCUACAGUAAGAUAUAAUAUGAUUGAAGAAAGAGAACCUGUAGAGCCUUUUUAUCUAAAUGUUGAAGUCCAAUCCCCCAUUUUCAAACCAAACGUUUGUAAGAGGAGAGGACUUAAGAUAUGUUCCAGUUACCUCGGUGAACGGAAUGCAUCAAAUAUGGCGGUAAUAGUAGUCAAGAUGCCUACUGGCUGGACAGCUGAUAUGUAUACAGUUAAUAAAGUAUGUACAGUUUUUCAGUGUUGCAUGGAUGCCUCUUCACUGUGGCAUUUAAGAUUAGAUUACAGUGAGCAUUUUGAUGGCAAUCCUUUUCCAUUACAGCUUCAACAGUCUACUGUUCUGUUCCUCAAGAGAUUUGAAAUUGAUGAUAACAGACCAGAUGUCCUGAACUUCUACUUUGACGAGAUUAACCAUGAUAAGGUUUGUUUUGAGUUUGAUAUGGUACAAGAACUGGAAGUGAAAAAUCUGAAACCAGCCUAUGUUUCUGUUUACGAUUACUACGAACCAGAUUUGAUAGUUCAAGAUUUCUAUGAGUUUGGUCCGGAUUGUAACGCAACUACUCGAAAGCAACCACCCAAAGCUACUAAAGACCAGCCAGUAGAUAAUCGCUCUCCAGAGGAAAUAGAGUUCGAAACUAUACCGAAGAAUAUGUUAUAUGUGAGAAAUCUUAUAGAUAAUAGUUUGCUACCGUUGUCGACCACAUUAUCACCGGAAGUUACCACAGCAGCACCAGUCAAGGGAAAGUGUCCAGUAUGUAAAGAUCUAUCGCUGAAAGAAUUGAUCUCUAGAAUAUGCAAAUCGGCUGUAGCAUAUUCAUCUAUGGUAUUAAAAGGUAAUAAAUUGAGGUUAAUGAGAGAUUUUAUGCCAAAUAAGAAAACUAUCAUCAAUUUAAGUACGAGAUUUAAGAUACACGCUGGUUGUCAUUGUUAUCUACGAGAUAUCAGAAAGAAGUCGAAAGUGUUGAUAUUAUUGGAGAACGAUCAAAUGGCUGAUAUACAGAAGAAAAAGAUUUUAAAAUUGGACGAUAAAUCCACAGUAAUUGUGUUGAGUAGAACCGUAAAGAAAGCUAUAAUUGCAGCCAAAAGAAGUCGAUACUGCAAAAACCCAAAAGCCGGGGUUAAAAAAUCGAAAGUGACCCAAGAAACCCGUAGUGUUAGUAAAGAAAAGGCCAAAUUGUAGUUCUGUAGAAAUCUUUUCUUUCCUAUAUUUAGUGUGUAUAUUAUAAACUGCAGUUUUUCAAUGUUUAACACUUUCAAAUAAUAUUUUGUAAUUUAAAACAUAAAAUUAUUUCUGAGCAUGUUUGAAUAAACAAAUGAG